Molecule: messenger RNA, 2333 nt
Organism: Perca flavescens (yellow perch)
Lineage: Eukaryota; Metazoa; Chordata; Actinopteri; Perciformes; Percidae
Gene: ptpdc1b
Product: protein tyrosine phosphatase domain containing 1b
Exons: 9
Coding region: 123-2081 (652 amino acids)
Biological process (GO): protein dephosphorylation; cilium assembly
Molecular function (GO): protein tyrosine phosphatase activity
Source: RefSeq, a predicted model, not a curated record
UCCACAGCACAAAUAGUUUACAGAAUGCAUAUGAUAAAGUGUAUAAUAUAGUGUAACAAGGUAGAUAUAUGUCUGUCCAGGCUCUGCUAUGACUGUGGAUGUGAGUCUAAGUGACUGUUCAUAUGGCACUCCAUGCAAAGACAAGAGGUGGAGCUCUGAUGGAAUUCAUCAGAGCCCCCAGGGCAAAGUACACAAUAGUAGGAGAAGCUAUACGUUAUGUUAUUCCUGAACAUAUGCAAUGCUCAAUCGGCUGUGGAGGUCAAGCCUGCAAGUAUGACAACCCAAGUUACUGGAGUGAUAACCAACAGGCCAUAAAAGGCCUCUACUCAUCCUGGGUUUCUGAUUAUUUUCUCGCUAUGUCCAGACCCUCAACAGAAAUCAUUGAGAAGUAUAACAUCAUUGAUCAAUUCAAAAGGAAUGGUAUUAAAACAGUGAUCAACCUACAGAUACCUGGUGAACAUGCCAGCUGCGGAAACCGUCUAGAGCCAGAGAGCGGCUUCUCAUACCGCCCAGAGGUCUUCAUGGAAAACAACAUUUAUUUCUACAAUUUUGGCUGGAGUGACUAUGGAGUGGCCAACCUUACCACUGUCCUAGACAUGGUGAAAGUCAUGGCCUUCGCACUGCAGGAGGGAAAGAUAGCAAUCCACUGUCACGCUGGUCUGGGCAGAACAGGUGUGCUGUUAGCAUGCUUCUUGGCCUAUGCUACCAGGAUGACUCCUAACCAGGCUAUUUUAUAUGUACGUGCUAAACGCCCCAAUUCCAUCCAGACCCGAGGUCAGCUGCGUUGUGUGAGACAUUUUGUCCAGUUCCUUGCCCCUUUGAGGAGUGUGUUUUCCUGUGCUGAGCCACGAUUCAACCCAGUCACCCUGUCCCAGUACCUGAACCGCCAGAGACACAUAUUGCAUGGCAAUGAGAGGAAGGAGCUGAGGCACCUCCCAAAGAUUGUCCAGCUCGUGUCUAGGCUGCUGUUGGACAUUGCAGAGAAUCGACAGGUGAUUGAGGAAGACAUUCUUGAGGCCCCUGAUAUUGAUGACAUAGAGAUGACUCUCAACCUCAUUGAGAAGAUGGGGCCUGAGUUAUUAACAAAGGAGCCCCGCUUGCCAGGUGCGCCCACAUUACCCAGACAUUUUCACGAGCCACCAAUCUUCUACCAUCGCAAAAGUCUGAGCUACAGCGAGUCUGACCUGAGACGAUUGGGCUCACAGCUCAACCUCCUCACACAACCUCCGGGCUCCAUGUCACAGAGUAGUAUUGAGAUGUCUCUUUCCCCAUUUGAGGCCACUUCUGGCGUUUCACAAAGUCUAACAGGCUCACUCUGGCAAAUCAAGAAUGUAGAAGAUGGAGCCGUUCUGCUGAAGAAAGUGAAGCGGAAAACCAUUCAACGUAGUGAGUCAGUGGGAAACAAUGAAUCUACCAAAUACAUUGGCCUGUUGUCCAGGUGGAAGGCAGAGCAGAGGGAAGAGUUACUAAUGAAUGGGACAAAGCCUCAAGACAGAGGAGUGGAGCAAUCAGAGAGGUCAGAGGUGCCCUUUAUUACCCUGCAGUCAGAGUUGUCCCGGGACGCCAGGAGGUUGCUCGUGGCACAGGCCCUGGCAGUGGACCUUUUUCUUGAUGGAGAAGAAGAGCACAAAAACUACGUCUUGGCCUGGCAGGCAGAACUGAACCAAGGCGGUGGCUGGGAAAGGCUGUGUACGGAGCGGGAUCCCUUUAUCCUCACUGGGCUCAUGUGGGCAUGGCUUGAGCAGCUUAAAGAGCCAGUCAUCUCCAUCCAGGAAGCCAAAGCCUUCAACGCCAACAACACUGGUGCUCAAACUGUCCUCAACACACUUGACGAGGCCUCUAAACAAACAUUAACAUGCAUACUAAAUUGUAUGGCUCAUAUGAUGGAAAUACCAGAAGAGGUUGAAAAUGCUUUCCUGAAUCGUACAAUCAAAGCUUUUACCUGGAUCAAAAAUAAAUCAGAGGAUGGAAGCAAAGUGUAUGAAUCCAUGACUACAGCCCUACGAUGUGUCCUUGAGGACAUGAGAUCCAGGGUCGUCGAAGCAGAUGAGCCGCCAGCGUCUCCCUUCUCUUUAACAUAGGUACUACCAGUCAUGCAUAUGCGGUGCACUGCCUGUACCUCCAUGUGGAGGCAUGAAAGAAAAAAAUAUGCUUUUGUGCCUUGUGGGCAAAUUGUUUCAUAUGUAAUAACUUUUCCAAGAGUUUGUCAAUUUGGGCUAAAUAUAAAAAUGUAUCACUGUACAUUUUGUCAUUAGAUUAUUUUGUCAGAGAUUAUUGUCACUGAUACAUAACUAUAAUAUGUCUCAGUAUUUUCUUCUGUAGUGACAUAUUGA